GAAAGAAUCUGGCAGAAAAAAACGUCGCUCUGCCUCGCGAACCGAGAUAUUAAUCGUUAAAGUUCACGACUAUCCAUUUUCUCAUAAUCAAACUAAUUGAGUCGACAGAUCGUGAAAAGAGGUUAUAGCGGAGAAGAAGAACAGAAUGUAAAAUCUGAAUGCUGAUUGACUAGCUAAGCUCACCUCGUUGGCGAGGACCCGGGCCACAAUUAUAUAUAGAAGAAGAAGAAAGAAGUGUUUGGAGCCAAAAUCGCGUUGAAAUGCUCUCCUAACUCCUAACCUGUUAAAAGGUUGGAAAUUCAUACAGAGGUCUAGAAGAAGAAUUUGAUUCUGUUAUUAUCGAAAAUGCCCGGUUGCUGUGUGCAAAAUUGCAAAAACCGCACCGAAAAAGGCUUUCGUUUAUUUCGCGUGCCAACAGGCGAUAGACGUAAAGAAUGGCUUCAAUUAAUUGGCAAAGAAGCAUUACCGGAAAGGGCUGCAGUUUGUGAGGUCCAUUUCGACAAUAAUCAAUUUGAAAAUAACCGUGAAGAUGGAAGAAGGCUGCUUCGUCCAUUUGCAAAACCAAAUUUGUUACAGAAGCACACAACAAAAGAUAAAGAGGAAGAUAAAGAGGAAAACAAUCCCAGGAAUUCGAAAUUUUCCAGUGAUGUAGAGUUUAUAGAAUCUCGUGAAUGUGAGGCCAAUACAACAACAAACACAAUAAACGCACAAGCAUCACAGCAUAAAAUGUAUAAUGAAAAAUAUUUAGAAUCAUUAAAAUUAAAUUUGAAGAGGACUAAACGGCUAUGCAAUCAACUAAAAACAAAAUUGCGAAAAAGACAAACAAAUUUGGAUAAAGUUUUUAACCAAGAUCAAAGAGAGUUCAUUGCACGUUCAUCGCAUAGGGAAACAUCGUGGUCGGCACAUACAAUAACUUUUCCAUACAGUUACUUUUAUGGACAUUUUUACUAGCACAUACAGUUACUUUUUAGUAACUUUCUAUUAAAUUAUCUAAAUUUUGGCAAUUGACACAUGUUUACUUUUAGCAUACUAGAACAUGAUAGG
Trachymyrmex cornetzi is the source of this 1044-nucleotide messenger RNA. RefSeq lists its product as uncharacterized. The coding region runs from base 346 to 951 and encodes 201 amino acids. NCBI's taxonomy places the organism in Eukaryota, Metazoa, Arthropoda, Insecta, Hymenoptera, Formicidae. The transcript is spliced from 4 exons. The record is from RefSeq and is a predicted model, not a curated record.